GUCCUCAUAAUAAUUUGUGAAGGAGAUUUGUUUUUUUGGCUCUGCCAAUUCCAUAUAAAUUGACUCCCCUUUGUGACUUGAUGAUUAACCAAUUUUGAAAUUGCAAUUCUUUGUUCCAAAGGACCCUCCAGAGGAAAUAAAAUCAGAAUCUACCGCAAAACCGAGUUGAAGUAUGGGAGAAACUGAAGAAAAAGACAAUCAUGGGGAUGAAGUUGAGAAGAAGGAAAAGAAAGAGAAAAAUGAAGAUGAAAGUGGAAAAGAAGCUAAGGAGAAAAAGAAGAAGAAAGACAAGGAUGGUAAAGAGAAAGAAGGGAAUGAAGAGGGUGGAAAAGAGAAGAAGAAAAAGAACCCUGAAGAUAAGAAGGAUCCUGUAAUACUUAAGCAAAAGCUUGAAAAAUUAGAUGUCAAGAUGCAAGCUUUGGUGGCAAAGAGAGAAGAAAUUUUGAAGCUGCUUAAUGAAAUUGAAACAAAUUCAAGUGAAGUGUCUUAGAUUAAUUAAUAACUAUUGUUUUUAGUAAUUAAGUGUGCUUAUCUCUCUGUAAAAUAUUAUAAUGUAAAAUAAUUAUGGAGGUUAUUAAGGUAGUCUAUGAUUAAUUUUGCCAGUGUUAGAUUGCUGGAUUGUAUAAUUUCUUAAUUCAGAUAAAUGAAAUAAAUAAUAUAUUAA
Messenger RNA from Cicer arietinum (chickpea), 664 nucleotides. RefSeq lists its product as uncharacterized. The record is from RefSeq and is a predicted model, not a curated record. Lineage: Eukaryota; Viridiplantae; Streptophyta; Magnoliopsida; Fabales; Fabaceae.